Messenger RNA from Caenorhabditis angaria, 528 nucleotides. The record is from the annotation of a GenBank genome assembly. Lineage: Eukaryota; Metazoa; Nematoda; Chromadorea; Rhabditida; Rhabditidae.
AUGUCAUUUAUAAAUCGUAUUCUUCAUCGUUAUCCACUUCCAACCAAAAUGUUUUUGGCUGGAACAAUUGCAGCAGGCGGUGAUAUAUUUACACAAUUAUUGGAGAAGCAAUCGGAAUGGAAUUAUAAAAGAACUGCUCGAUUUUUCACACUUGCCACAUUUUUCACUGUUCCAGUUUUGAAUAUUUGGCAUAAAAAAGUGUUGGAGCGUAUUUUUUACAAAAACAAUAUGCAUAAAACUGUUUUUCUUCGUGUUUUUCUCGAUCAACUCAUUUUCAGCCCUCUAAUUAUGGCUGGAAUUUUGAUGAAUUUACGAGUUUUGGAAGGAUUUUCAAUAUCGCAAAGUUAUGAGAAAAUGAAAAAGCAAUGGUUUCAAUUAUAUUUGACGAGUUUAACAUUUCUACCAGCUAUUCAAUUCAUCAAUUUCUAUUUUAUUCCACCAAUUUAUCGAAUUUUGUUGCUGCAAUUUGUCGCUUUUUUCUGGAAUUCAUAUUUGUCGUGGAAAACUCAGAAGAAAAUUGAGAAUUAA